AUGGAUAGAGAGGAAAUUUUAGAUACUUUAACUGAACAUGAUUAUGAAAAUUCUUUUAAAAUUGUCAAUUGUUCUUAUAAUAAACAACUAACAGAGAAUCUUUCUAAAUCAACAAAUUGUGUAAUUUAUCAAGAUCAGGUAUUAUUAUAUGAAAAUAUCAAGGCAAUUAUAGUUAAUUUUGGAAAGUUAACUUCAAUAAUAGUAAACAAUAGUAAUGAAUCUAAGAAAAAUGUUAGUUGUUAUACUGAUCAAUGUACAAAUACCUGUUUAAAAAUAUCUAAAUAUAUAGAUGAAUCAAAAGAUAUUGAUUAUCUUAUUCAGAAGACUAAAAAUAUUAAUAUACAAAAUGAAAAUUCUAAUGAUCAACUUGAUUUAAAUUUAUAUGAAAAUCCUGAAAAUACAAACGAUAAUAUAAGAUAUAUAAUUAAUGAGUCAAUAAAAAUAUGUGCUAGAAAUGAAGAGAAUUUAAUAAAUGACAUUAAAACUAAACAACAAAAUAUUGAAUCUCUUAAUAGUAAAAUUGAAAAUGCUAAGCUUCGUUUGUUUAAGGUUAAUCAAUUAAGUCAGUUGUUCGAAGAGUCAAAUUUAGAUGAUGAAGAUGAGACAAUAACAGAAGAUGAUAUUAUUAAUACAAAAGCUGUAUUAGAAAAGUUAGAAAGUAUAGGAGAGGAACGUAGUAGAUUAUUGGAAGAUCUUUGUGUAAAAGUAAAUGUAAAAGUAGAUGAUAUUGAUAAAAUUCUUUCCCAGCCAAAUAAUUUUAAUAAUCAAACAGAAAUCAUUACGAAUUCUGAUAGCGAAGUAGAAGAUAUCACAUCAGAAAUUAUUCAAUUGUUAUCAAUGAAAAUUAAUGACAUAAAAAAAGAAAAUGAAAUUAGUAGAAAAUUAUUAAUUGAUAAAAAAAAGGAACAGGAUGAUUUAGAACGUAGGUACAAAAAGGUAUUAGAUGAAAUGGAAUUGUUUACUUUUUAA
This is a messenger RNA of Strongyloides ratti, 969 nucleotides long. RefSeq lists its product as hypothetical. The transcript is spliced from 3 exons. The record is from RefSeq and is a predicted model, not a curated record. Bases 1 to 969 code for a protein of 322 amino acids. Lineage: Eukaryota; Metazoa; Nematoda; Chromadorea; Rhabditida; Strongyloididae.